Molecule: messenger RNA, 1587 nt
Organism: Aureococcus anophagefferens
Lineage: Eukaryota; Pelagophyceae; Pelagomonadales; Pelagomonadaceae
Exons: 1
Coding region: 1-1587 (528 amino acids)
Biological process (GO): nucleotide transport
Cellular component (GO): membrane
Molecular function (GO): ATP:ADP antiporter activity
Source: RefSeq, a predicted model, not a curated record
AUGGCGGUGAAGAAGUCGUCCGGCGAGCCGGAGGAGCUCAAGGCGACGGCCUGGCAGGGCAUGGAGCUCGAGAGCGCCACGUCCCCGACGGCGCCGCGCGCGGCGGACUCCUACUUCGAGGAGGUCUUCACGCGGCUCUACGGGAAGAUGAGCUUCGAGGAGAAGCUGCGUUUGAUCUGGCUGUCGAGCACGCUCUUCUUCAUCAUCGGCGGCUACUGGCUGCUCCGGUCCCUCAAGGACCCGGUCAUCGCGACGAUCUGCGGCGUCGAGUACAUCCCCAAGGCGAAGAUGCUGUCCGUGCUCGUCGUGACGGUGCUGGUCUUCGUCUACAACAAGCUCAUCGACAUGUUCCCGAAGCACCAGCUCUUCUACAUCGUCGGGGGCUUCUACGCGACGCUCUUCACGAUCAUCGCCGUCGCCUUGGCGCUGCCGGCGACGAGCUCGCUGUCCAUCUACAACACGGAGCCGUCGCCCUACCGCCUCCUGGGCUGGGUCUCCUACUGCUCCAUCGAGUCCUUCGGCUCCAUCGGCGUCAGCCUCUUCUGGGCCUUCACGAACUCGACGUACAACCUCGAGGGCGCGAAGAAGGCCUACGGCCUCAUGGUCGCGUGCGCGCAGCUCGGCUCCAUCGCGGGGCCGACGAUCGUCACCGCGGGCACGAUCCGCUACGGCGUGCCCACGAUCUACUUCUGCGGCGCGCUCUGCAUGGUCUUCAUGGUCGUGUCCAUCUGGGGCUACAACGCGCGGUUCGGCGCGCCGGAGUCCGAAAAGGCCGAGGCCGAGGCCGCGGCGUCGGGCGGCAAGAAGAAGGCCAAGGCGGGCAUGACCGAGGGCCUCGUGCUGUUCUGGAAGUACCACUACGUCAAGGGCAUCUUCGCGCUGUCGUGCCUCUUCAUGGUCGAGGUCACGAUCCUCGACUACUCGAUGAAGGUCCUGGCCAAGGGCAAGUUCGACGGCGAGCACCCCGGCGACCCGACGGCGGCGACGCAGGCCUUCGCGACCUUCAUGGGCGUCUUCGGCCAGGCGGCCAACGGCCUGUCCUUCGUCUUCUCGCUCCUCGGCACGUCGAUGGUCAUCCGGCGCCUCGGGCUCAACAAGACGCUCCUCCUCUUCCCGACGCUCUGCCUCGGCGCCAUCUGCUGCGUCUACACGACGCCGACGCUCGAGAUGGUCUUCCUCGCCAUGCUCCUGCUCAAGGGCUUCUCCUACUGCCUCAACAACCCGUGCAAGGAGAUAUUGUACCAGCCGACGUCGUCGUCCGUCAAGUUCAAGGCCAAGUCCUGGAUCGACGUCUUCGGCGCGCGCGGCUCCAAGGCCCUCGGCUCCGUCGUCACGAACCAGUUCGCCGACUCGGCGGCGGACCUGCUGACCUACGGGUCCUUCGUCGCCAUGGGCGUGAGCUCCUUCCUCAUCUACGUCGCCUACUGGCAGGGCGCGCAGUUCGACGCGCUCAUCGAGUCCGGCGUCAAGGUCGGCGAGGAGCCCGUCUACGCGCCGCCCGAGGGCGACGACGACACGUCCUGCGGCAUGGACGACGACAAGGGCGGCGACGGCGCCGGGGACAAGAAGACCGUCAUCGCCGUCUAG